AUGAUGUUACUCUACAAUAAAGAAAGAGAGGCCAGAAUUAUUGCUGCUAGACAGAGAUUUGAAGCUAGAACCAGGAGAAGACAAGCUCUACAUGAAAGACGCUUAAGGGAAAAGCUCUACACUAAAAUAGAAGAAGCAAGAAAGAAGAAAGAGGAAGCAGAAAAUGCUGCAAGGCUUGAAGCAGCUCUACGUGAGUCUGCUAGGCUUGAUGCUCUGGAACAAGCUGCAAAACUAGAAGCUGAGGUUGGAGCCCUUAAAGCUCAAGUGCUCGCUCCUGUUCAGGUCACAAACAUCGCCUCAUCCUCUGCACAAGCUCCUCACUCUGAACAAGCUGCUCCGUCUGCUCCAGUUCAGUCAGACUCCAGACUUGACCUCAUUGAAAGAAGACUUGAUUCUCAAGAAGCUCUUCUCCAGAGUCUUCAAGAGAUGUGCGCAGAAAUUUUGAAGAGGACAACUAAACCUUAG
Lotus japonicus is the source of this 465-nucleotide messenger RNA. Its product is annotated as stress response protein nst1-like. Lineage: Eukaryota; Viridiplantae; Streptophyta; Magnoliopsida; Fabales; Fabaceae. The coding region runs from base 1 to 465 and encodes 154 amino acids. The record is from RefSeq and is a predicted model, not a curated record. The transcript has a single exon.